AAAUUCCGGCUCAAGACGAAGAAAAGAAAGAAGCAGCAACACGGCAUCGAAAAUGGGAAAGGGAGCUUCAAAUGCUUACUUCAAGACCAGAAAAGGCUCGGCAGCUGCCAUUACCACCAUCAUGGCGUUCGCGAUACUUUUGAUGCUGAACGCGGGAAGGUUCUACAUACACGGGCCCUUUCACAUGCUGCACUACCUGGGCUUUGCCUACAUGCUCAACGGUGCGUUCAUGAUUUUGCACGGCCUCAUGGGCGACAUGGAUCCUACCAGAAUGUUUCUUGUGACGUACUACGGCAGCGGUGCGCUGAUGUUCCUCAUCAGUGGAGUACUCUCCGUGUCCAAUACUUCAGCCCAGCACUUGCUUACGAUGGCCAUCGGUGUCCUUGGCAUUGUCGAAGGAUUCAUCAUGGGCGUCUUGGCAAUUUUUGUUAAAACUCUCUAG
Messenger RNA from Dermacentor silvarum, 442 nucleotides. RefSeq lists its product as uncharacterized. The coding region runs from base 53 to 442 and encodes 129 amino acids. Lineage: Eukaryota; Metazoa; Arthropoda; Arachnida; Ixodida; Ixodidae. The transcript has 5 exons. The record is from RefSeq and is a predicted model, not a curated record.